GCCCCAGCCCCAGCCCCAGAUGGCGAACGCACCCGCCCACGCUGCCCUGAGGGGCCCGGCCCUGCCCGCACCUCAGCCGGACUGCAGACAUGUUGCCCAGACACUGCAGCCGCAGCCGGGCAGCGCCCAGAGCAGAGGGAGCUGUCCCCAGGCCGCCACCACCCGCUCGCCCGUGCCCGCCCACAGGCCGGGCAGCACCCGCAGGUGACACCAGGCCCCGCGCCCACACAGCCAGUCGCACCAGAGGCCUCCGGCCGCUACCCCACCGGGCACACAGGCCCGUUGUCCUCUGCCGUGCAAACAGACGCCCGCCUGUGAAGCAUCUUUGUUCCCAGAUGUGAAUAGGUCCACUGUGCCAGGCUGUCCUCCAUCCGGGGACCAGGGUGCGGCGGGGGCACAGACCAGCAAUUGGCAGAGGGCACUUCGCGCCCCGCUGGGCCUUGGGACGGCGCACUCCCUGGGGCCGCCAGAACCGGACCAUGGACCCCACGCUGGGGAGAAUGGCGUCCUCCCUCCUGGCCUUCCUGCUGCUGCUGGAGGGGGCCAUGUUCUCCCCGCCCGCGUCCUCGCCGCCCGGGCCCAGCCUGCGGGAGCGGCUCUUCCGGCACAUCGACCUGCAGCAGGGGGACUUCGUGCAGACCCUCAAGGAAUGGGUGGCCAUCGAGAGCGACUCCGUGCAGCCGUCCCCCCGCCUCCGACAGGAGAUUGCCCGGAUGAUGGCCGUGGCCGCCGAGCAUCUGCGGCGCCUGGGCGCCAGCGUGGACACCGUGGACAUGGGCUGGCAGUCGCUGCCCGACGGUCAGAAGCUGCCGAUACCGCCCAUCAUCCUGGCCGAACUGGGCAACGACCCCAGGAAAGCCACGGUGUGCUUCUACGGCCACCUGGACGUGCAGCCCGCCAGGCCGGAGGACGGCUGGCUGACCGAGCCCUACACGCUGACGGAACUGGACGGAAAACUUUACGGACGGGGAACCACGGACAACAAAGGUCCUGUUUUAGCGUGGAUUAAUGCCGUGAGCGCCUUCACAGCCCUGGGGCAGGUAGGUGGCUGGCUGUGUCUGGGAGACAGGCUGGGACGUGAGGACAGAGCAGGGAGAGCUUGGCAGAAGCCAGGAGGUCCUGCCAGGAGUAGGGUGACCCGCGCACCCCCCCGCCGGGGGUCUGCCGUCCUGGGCAGCCUGUGGGGGGGGGGCGGGCGGAGGCCGUUCUCGGGAAGGGCGUGGGGCAGCCACCCGCCCACGCCCUGCCCCCACUUCCAGGUGAAGUGCCGAGACCAAGACUUUCACUCGGGAAGCUUCGGGGGGAUCCUGCACGAGCCCAUGGCGGACCUGGUCGCCCUCCUGGGUAAUGUCUAUGUCGCCUCCCGUUUGCUGUUAGGACGGCGAGAGCCGUGGGUGACCGGGCCGGCCCAGCUCCGUCUCGGGGUGGAGCCCCGCGGCCCGCGGCCCCUCGGCUCGUCGCCUCCCUCCCUGCUCUGCGGCACCGGGAGGCCGGGCAGCUGCGGCUGCUUCGGGGAGCCCAGCUGCGCUUCGCUGACCCGGGAACCAGUGCACGUGCUGUCCGGCCAGGCCAGGCCCGGGCGCUCAGACGGGAGCCGGAGGCCCGAAGCCCGGGCCACUCGCGGCCCGGCACACAGGGCGGCGGGCAGGCGGCUCCAGCGGCCGGGCCGUGUGAGGUGGCACAGGCGCGGAGACGGGUGUUUGACUUCAUUCUCCGGGCCUCUGAUGGCCACUCAGGAGGAGAUCCUGAUGCACCUGUGGAGGUACCCGGCUCUCUCUAUCCACGGCAUCGAGGGCGCAUUUGACGAGCCUGGGGCAAAGACGGUCAUACCUGGCCGCGUCACGGGCAAGUUCUCCAUCCGCCUGGUCCCUCACAUGAACAUAUCGGUCGUGGAAAAACAGGUACCAAGUGUGUGCGGUUCUGUUACAGUGCAGGGAGAGGCCCCAGAGCCCCCGAUCUGCCACCCCCACUGUCAAGAAACUGACUCCCUGCCGCCGCCCCCCGGCCCAGACAGACACAGCAAACGCCACGUCUGCAGAGGUGGCGAGGGCGGGCUUGCCCUCAUUUUAUCCAGUAGCUCCUUUCCCUGCAUUUCAGUGUUUGGAUCAGAGCCAGACAUGAUCCGGGACGGCUCGACCAUCCCAGUUGCCAAAACCUUCCAGGACAUUAUCCAGAAGAGCGUGAUGAUGGUGCCCCUGGGCUCUGUGGACGACGGGGAGCACUCCCAGAAGGAGAAGAUCAACAGGUGGAACUACAUAGAGGGGUCCAAGUUAUUCGUCGCCUUCUUCCUCGAGCUCGCCAGGCUGCACGCAGAGCCCCAGGGCCACGUCGGCUAGCUCCGGCCCUCCGCGGAGCGCCUCUUCCACCCCCCCAA
Messenger RNA from Condylura cristata (star-nosed mole), 2374 nucleotides. RefSeq names its product carnosine dipeptidase 1 (metallopeptidase M20 family) (gene CNDP1). Bases 480 to 2336 code for a protein of 618 amino acids. The record is from RefSeq and is a predicted model, not a curated record. Lineage: Eukaryota; Metazoa; Chordata; Mammalia; Eulipotyphla; Talpidae. Gene Ontology annotation, cellular component: cytosol. Gene Ontology annotation, biological process: proteolysis. Gene Ontology annotation, molecular function: dipeptidase activity. The transcript is spliced from 9 exons.